AUGAAACUCUUGAUCUUGGCUUUGUUCAUUGUUGGCGCCUAUGGAUGUGGGCGGCCCACCUUCCCACCCAUUGUCAACAGGGUGGUUGGAGGUGACAAUGUUAGAGCUAACAGCUGGCCCUGGCAGAUCUCUCUCCAGUACUUGAGCGGCUCCAACUACUACCACACCUGUGGAGGAACCCUGGUCGCUGACCAGUGGGUUCUUACUGCAGCUCACUGCGUCGGCAGCAGUCGAACCUACAAAGUGUAUCUGGGCAAGCACAGGCUGAGCACUACUAAUGAGCCGGGCUCCAUUGCAAUGGGUGUUGAGAGGAUCAUUGUUCAUAAUCAGUGGGACCCCCAGAGAAUCAGGAAUGACAUUGCCUUGAUCAAACUGCAGAACCGUGUGCAGUUUUCUAACACAAUCAUGCCUGCCUGUUUGCCUGAUGAUGGACUGGUGCUGCCCGGCGGCACCGGCUGCUAUGUCACUGGUUGGGGACGUCUUUGGACUGGAGGUCCUAUUGCAGAAAUUCUGCAGCAGGCUCUGCUCCCUAUAGUCAGCCACUCUAUCUGCAGUCAGCCUGACUGGUGGAGCAAUCUGGUUACCGAGAAAAUGGUGUGUGCUGGAGGGGAUGGCCAGCUGGCCAGCUGCAAUGGUGACUCUGGUGGCCCUCUGAACUGUCAGAGAUCUGAUGGCGCCUGGAUGGUUUAUGGUAUAGUAAGCUUCGGCUCCAGUCUGGGCUGCAACUACUACAAGAAGCCUUCGGUUUUCACCCGUGUUUCUGCCUACAUCCCCUGGAUCAACCAGGUAAUGACUGCAUAUUAA
Messenger RNA from Neoarius graeffei (lesser salmon catfish), 804 nucleotides. RefSeq names its product chymotrypsin-like elastase family member 2A. Gene Ontology annotation, molecular function: serine-type endopeptidase activity. Gene Ontology annotation, biological process: proteolysis. The transcript is spliced from 8 exons. Bases 1 to 804 code for a protein of 267 amino acids. NCBI's taxonomy places the organism in Eukaryota, Metazoa, Chordata, Actinopteri, Siluriformes, Ariidae. The record is from RefSeq and is a predicted model, not a curated record.